AUGCCCACCUCUCUUCACCUCUUCACCCUGCCGUCUGAGCUGCUGGAGAACGUUUUCCUAUCCUGUGUUUUGCAAAGAAGUCCUCUUUCUAUCGCUGCUCUAGCUCAAACAUGUCGCACCCUCCGAGUCCUUAUCUACGACACUGCCGACAGCCACCUGUGGCGAUCCCUUUGUCUGGUCUAUUUCGACGAUCCGCGUCUGCACCCCGGAUGUUCCACAGUCCACUGGCGCCAUAUGUUCACCGAGCGAGUCUGGGCCGAGAGAUACCUCGAUAGACAUGCACGCCCACUCGAGGUUACCGUCCCCAAACAUAAUCUCAGGUCCACGCGCUCCAUGAUGCUCUCCCUGGACAAACUUGGGCCUCAAGCCGAACCCCACGUCCACAUCCGUCUCCUCACCGCCCUUCUCGACGCCGUGCAGACCAUCGCCCCUGCUCCGGGGAUACGCGUCACCUCUAGCCCAUCCUCGACUCCCCUGUUUGAUAGCCCACUCGCCCUCCGGCACGCAGACACCCCCAUCCUCCCUCCCUCGUGCCAUAUUCCCCCAAACAUCGAAUCCCGCAAUGUUGCUUGGCUGCAGGGCGUCCUCACACACGGGCUGCCCAUAUCACUUACCCGCAUCAUCGCCUGGGAGGACCUCGCUCCGAGCUGGAAGAACCACGCCGAGGGUCCGCUCCUCUGCGAGCUCAUCGCCCGCCUCGGGUUCCUCCCCAUCCCGCUCAACCAAGUGUCUGCGGCCCCCGAACACCGCUCUCCACCUUCGUCACCGACCGCGCGCUCGAAGCCGCAGGGCAUGAUCGAUCUCAGCGAGGAGAUGCAGCGGCGAGUCGCGCACGAAGGAGGACGCCCGCUCGCGUUUUCCAUGCGCUUCCUAUCGCGCCAGCGAGCGUGGGGCCCGUUCUUGAGGGUCGAUAUGCUCGCGAAGGCUGCUGCGCCGACGGACGAUGCAGAAGAGGAGAUGGAAGGAGACGAUGAGGACGACGAAGACGCCGACUACGUACCCCCGGACGACCCAUCGGACUCAGACGCGACGCCUGGGACCGCGACCCAUCCCGUUGCAGCCACCCCGGGUGCGCCAUCGUCGACGAACACGCUGCCCGAUCCGGGGAAGCUCUUCCCGGACUGGACCUGGAUCGCGGCCAGCCGGGUGGUGGCGGAGUGGAAGCUGUUCGAGAACAUCAAGCCCGCCGACCUGCCGCAACUGUACGACUGGAACAACUUGCGUGCGGGGGCCUGGAUCGCACCCCGUCCGCCGUCUGGGGAAGGGAACACAGUCGAGUACCCUGCUGGAGAAGAGUGGAAGGCGCAUCAGUGGGACUGGGCGGGAGUCGAGGGCGUUUGGAGACGGCUUGUGUGCUGGCUGGACUACGACGAAUUGAUAUAUAACAACCGAUGGGGCUCCUUCGUUGACGAGAACUUGGACGAGGCCUGGAUCAUUGUGCCCAUGUCCGUCCGCAUCACCGGCUACGAGCCGCCCUCGCUCCCAAAGGAAUACCCAAACCGUCCCACAAUCCUUUUCGAAGGUGAGAUGGGCGGCGGCGUGGGCUGGGUGGGCACUGUCUCGCCUCUUACAGACUACUUCCGCCGGGUGCGCGGGCGUGUGAGCAUGCUGCCCGACGGUCGCGUCUGGUACUCUUCCGUGUCGUCGGCGCUUGGGAGAACUGCCGACGAACGGGUGAGCGAAGUGAUCCAGCUCGGUCCAGUCGGGUCUGCGAUGGGAGCGUUGGGGUUGUGGACAGACGCGCAGCAUGAAGUUGAAGAUCCGCUGGGUGUGGUGUGGCAAUGGCGGGUCGCGUAA
Epithele typhae is the source of this 1797-nucleotide messenger RNA. RefSeq lists its product as uncharacterized. NCBI's taxonomy places the organism in Eukaryota, Fungi, Basidiomycota, Agaricomycetes, Polyporales, Epitheliaceae. The transcript is spliced from 6 exons. The record is from RefSeq and is a predicted model, not a curated record. Bases 1 to 1797 code for a protein of 598 amino acids. Gene Ontology annotation, molecular function: protein binding.